AUGCCAGAUAACAACAUUCAUGGUGCCUUCUAUGGUGACAAUUGUCCCAAAUCCGCCGAUGCCUCGUUUGACGCUGAGAAUACCUUCACUGGAUACGGCGACAUUUCACAUUCUGAGAUCACCUUCCUACCAAGUGCAUCCUCCGAAGUGUCGCCCGAGAAGAGAAGUCCGAGUUAUCGUCGUAAUGCAAAGAGACAACUACCUCCACCUCUUAAGAAGAAUGCGUUCUUGCGUCAGGAGCAGAUGUCUGGAGACGGUAGCAUUGCAGACGAGGCCCAAAAGGCCGUCAUAUCGAAGCCUGAAGUCGACUUUGACACCCUUUUCUCAACUCUUCGCGCAACGCGCUCGAGGAUCUACGAAGACAGACCUGCAAUGCCCUACCUAAAGUCCAUUGAAGGUAAAUCACAGAGAGUGAGGCAGGAAGACACGAACGAUGCGCGCAGUUUCCCAGAAAAGAAUUCAGGAACCUCUAGACGUGUCUCAUCCCCUCUCAGAGUCGAGCAGGUCGCGACCCGUCCGCGCCAAGGCUCGAAACCCAAUGGAACGCCAACAACACCGACCUCGCCUCAGUCAAAUAACAAACCAUCGAAACCUUGGCGCGUUGGACCACUGCCACGCAGGUCACCUCUCCCCAGGUGGGACUUGAUGGACCCUGAUGUUAUCUUAGAAGGAAUGCAUUACCGACUAAAACCAGGCUUCCAGGCUAAUUUGCCAAUGGUUUAG
Messenger RNA from Marasmius oreades (fairy-ring Marasmius), 723 nucleotides. RefSeq lists its product as uncharacterized. Bases 1 to 723 code for a protein of 240 amino acids. NCBI's taxonomy places the organism in Eukaryota, Fungi, Basidiomycota, Agaricomycetes, Agaricales, Marasmiaceae. The record is from RefSeq and is a predicted model, not a curated record. The transcript is spliced from 3 exons.